UCCCUCCUGUUGUUAUGAUUACUAAUAAUACUACUACAUCUUUGUAAUUGCCAUCAUUAUUAUCAGUAUGCACUGGCAGGUUAGCACAUAAUAAUCAAACUUUCAUACAGAGUCCAGUUAUGAGUCUUUGUGUUCAUAUAAAGAUCUCAUCCAAAGACAUUUUAUUUAUGAUGAAGGCGUGAAAAGAAUUAGACUAAACACCAAAUCUAAUCCCUACUUCAUGACAUCACACUGUUAUCAGCCUACACCUGAAUCAGAGUGUGUAUUCCUCAGCUGUGUGUGUGGCUGAAGGGUGGGUUGUACAAUAUUUCAUCACCGCAGCAGUUUACAGGCGAUCCCAGGCGGUCUCACUUCCUGUUUGCAGGGGGGGAAUUCCCUCUCAGUGUGUGAGGAGUAUAAAUACUGCAGGUCAGCACAGGUUGGCAGAACAACACUGACAGAACAACUGCCGAGAUCUUGAACACAAAUACACAACUGCUGAUCUUCUCAUCUUAUCAGAACUCUCUUGAUUCAGAAACAAACAAAAAAUGGACUCCAAGAUGCAAUGCACCGUAACCCAGAAGUGGAUCACCAAGAUGCCCAAAGGGGUGGACUUGGAGCUCGCCCAUCAUCCUCUUAAAAUGAAGGACGUGGUCAACCUCAUUAUUGCCAUAGAGAGGCUGAAGAGUGGUGCCGAAGAGUCGCUGCUGAGCACCGAGUUCAGAGAUGAGAACCUUCUCAGCAUGAUGAUGGAGAGCAUUGUGGAAGAGAAAGUUGUGUUUGAGCGCAACGUCGUUCCACCACAUCAGUUCAGCAGGACGGGCGUGCACCAGUGUAGCGUGACCGACAACGAGCAGAGGAGCUUAGUUCUGGUCCGAAACAGCAUGGAGCUGCAUGCAGUGAUGCUGCAGGGAGGCGCAGAGAACCGUAAAGUUCACCUGAACAUGUCGACCUACGUGCACCCUGCACCCAGCACUGAGGCCAGGACUGUGGCUCUGGGCAUCAAGGACACUAAUCUGUUCCUGUCCUGCCACAAGGAGGGAGAGGAGGCCACCUUGCAUCUGGAGGAGAUCGAGGAUAAAGACAGUCUGCUGAGAAUCAGCUCAGAGAGCGACAUGGUGCGGUUUCUCUUCUACAAACAGGACAGCGGGCUGGACAUCAGCACCCUGGUGUCUGUCCCCUACAAUAACUAUUACAUCAGCACAGCAAGAGAAAACAACAAGCCGGUGGAAAUGUGCCUGGAGAGCGCCCAACGCCACAAAACCUUCAAAAUUCAGCGUCAGAGUUAGAAACUGGCACCCAGAGUGAUCUGUGUCUGUUGGUCAAGUAUGACCCUCGUAAGAACAGAACAUGGGCGUUAAACAGAGUGUUAAACAUAUCCUGCUCUAAUGUUUUACAGAAUCAGCCAAUGAGACAAUGCUUUUGAUUUUUUUUAAAUGCAAGUGUCUCAUGAGAAUCUCUUUCUACUGUAUGUACUGAGUACAGAAAGUGAAAUGCUUAAUGUAUUGACAUAGUCAAGAUUUACCACAAGGUGGCAUUGUUGUGCUUUCUGUUGAGCACCCUUUGUAUUUAUUGUUCUGUAUUACAUAACACACUGCUAAUGCUUUAAUCUAUUUAUUUAUCUAUAUGUGUAACAUCAACAAAUAUAUUAUAUUUAUUUGU
Messenger RNA from Notolabrus celidotus (New Zealand spotty), 1641 nucleotides. RefSeq names its product interleukin-1 beta-like. The record is from RefSeq and is a predicted model, not a curated record. The transcript is spliced from 5 exons. The coding region runs from base 528 to 1268 and encodes 246 amino acids. Gene Ontology annotation, molecular function: cytokine activity. Lineage: Eukaryota; Metazoa; Chordata; Actinopteri; Labriformes; Labridae. Gene Ontology annotation, biological process: positive regulation of gene expression; macrophage chemotaxis; neutrophil activation.